Sinocyclocheilus anshuiensis is the source of this 1273-nucleotide messenger RNA. Its product is annotated as transmembrane protein 17A. Gene Ontology annotation, cellular component: ciliary transition zone. Lineage: Eukaryota; Metazoa; Chordata; Actinopteri; Cypriniformes; Cyprinidae. The coding region runs from base 64 to 732 and encodes 222 amino acids. The transcript has 4 exons. The record is from RefSeq and is a predicted model, not a curated record. Gene Ontology annotation, biological process: non-motile cilium assembly.
UUAAUCUCACCCACACAAACCGAAGUAGAGAAGCGUGGAUGAGCGUUUCAUGUGGUCUCCAGCAUGCCUGUGUUCUACACGCCGAUCCCUCAGAACCUGAGAGUGGGUCUGGCUAACGUCAGCGGCUCAGUGUUUAUAAAUAACAGGACACGAGACAGCGGAGACUUCAGGGACCCUUAUCAGGAUCAUGAAGUGUGUGCUGAGGUGGCGUCUCAUCUCCCGCUGCAGAUGCUGCUCUACUUCAACAUCUUCUACUUCCCCUUCUGGUGGAUCUCAGAGGUGCUAAUGCUGCACUUAAAGUUCAGUUAUCUUCCAGCGUAUUACCAGUGUCUGCUGGUGACAGGGAUGGUCCUGAUCAGCAUAUUCGAGGUGUUGCGGGUGUAUCUCGGUUAUGUUGGGAAUCUCAAAGAGAAGGUUCCAGAGUUGGCUGGAUUUUGGCUGAUCUCCUUCCUCUUCCAGCUGCCUAUCAUCCUCUUCUUCAUCACUGAUGAAGACACCAUCAUUCUUCCUUUGGAGCGGGCCAUUCACUCUCUCUAUCUGGCGUUCCUGCUGGGCGAGCUGCUGGCCUCGUUUCUCGCCCUGCGCGUCAUGACUCGCAAACUCGCCCAGCAGUUUCACAUGAGGCAGUUCGGCCCCGUCCAGGGUCUCCAUACAGCAGAAACCCUGCCUAUGUUUGGACUGCCGUACGGGGGCAGGAGUGUGCUGCCUGUGAGGGACAUUCAGCCUCACUGAGAGAUGAUGUAUUAUGAAUGUUUAUGAAACCUGGUGGUUAAAGAUCUGGCCAUGUAAUCAAACAGUUGGUAUGGUCCUCCACAAUGUGACCUUCAGAAAUAAGUGCACUUGUGUUGUAAUAAGAGUAUGUUAUGUGGUAAAUAUACAAAACCAUGACAAGUAGGAGUAGUAAAAAGCAGGGUGCGGGGCUAGUUGUCACACAGAAGGUUGCCACAAACACUUUGGCUCAGUAACUGUAUGAGGUUUGGAGUUCAAACAGUCCAAAACAAUUCAAGUGCAAUUACACAAAUGCAUGAUUUUUUCUAGUUCAGGAAUGUCAUAAAUUGAACUUAACGAAGGCAGAUUUUAACUUGAAGACUGGACUGUAUUCCUAAUUUUUUUCUAAAAUAGCCAGUUUAAUGAAAGGAUCCCGCUGUGAAAGCUUAUUCCAUAUAGUAGGGCAACAUGCCCCAUUAUUGGCAAAAAUAGUGAACAUGUUCAAUAAUUAUUUUUGCAGUUAUAACCUAAAGUACUUUUUUAUACAGAUACUGACUUUCAAAAU